AUGGCAUCUCAACAGCAGCAGCAGCCUGCCGAGCAGCUGCCAGUCACCCUCCAGCAGCUCAACCUCGUCCACGCAAAAGUGCUCGAGGCAAACCCGGUCUACACCUUUCUCCUCAGCGACCUGACGCUCACCUCGGUCGCACCGGGCGUCGUCACGGCCGAGCUGCCCGUCACCCGCAACCUCAUGAACUCGCACAACAUCCUCCACGGCUGCACCUCGGCCACCAUCAUUGACUGGAUCGGCGGCAUCGUCAUCGCUUCCACCUCGCCGGACCGCUUCCAAAAGAGGGGCGUCUCGGUCGACAUCCACGUCACCUACGUCGGCGCCGCAAAAGAGGGUGAGACGCUCCUCAUCAAGGGCACCGCACAAAAGGUCGGCUCCCGCCUCGCCUUUAUCAAUGUCGAGGUCAAAGCAAGGAAGCCCGGGUCCACCGACGAGAGGGUCGUCGUCACGGGCAGCCACACAAAGUUUGUCGGGUAG
Messenger RNA from Pseudozyma flocculosa PF-1, 480 nucleotides. RefSeq lists its product as uncharacterized. The record is from RefSeq and is a predicted model, not a curated record. The transcript has 2 exons. Gene Ontology annotation, molecular function: fatty acyl-CoA hydrolase activity. NCBI's taxonomy places the organism in Eukaryota, Fungi, Basidiomycota, Ustilaginomycetes, Ustilaginales, Ustilaginaceae. Bases 1 to 480 code for a protein of 159 amino acids.